Plasmodium adleri (nom. inval.) is the source of this 2055-nucleotide messenger RNA. RefSeq names its product conserved Plasmodium protein, unknown function. The record is from RefSeq and is a predicted model, not a curated record. Bases 1 to 2055 code for a protein of 684 amino acids. The transcript has a single exon. Lineage: Eukaryota; Apicomplexa; Aconoidasida; Haemosporida; Plasmodiidae.
AUGGUAAUUAAUAAUGAAGAAGUAAAUACUAUGAAUGAAGCUGAACUGAAGAGAGUAUAUUACGAGAAUUUUAUUGAAGAAUUAAAUGAUGAAGAAUUAAUGUAUAAGAAAACAGUCGAAGAUUUAUUUUACAUAUACAAAUCCUUUGGGUUUAUAUAUUCCAUAAUAAAAAAGGCUAAUUUAUUAUUAAGUAAAGAAAAUUGUGAUACUUUUUUGAAAUCCUUAGUAAGUUUCAUUGAUGAACUCUUUUUAUAUAACCCUUCUUUAUUUAACAACGAAUUAAAUAAUGGAUUGAAUGUACCAUACGUAAAUAAAGACAAUAUACUUCCAAAUAAGAAAAGAAAAUAUGCAACUGACACAGGUUUAAAUGAUAUGAAUGAUUUGAAUGAUAGCAAUGAUACUAAUGAUACGAAUGAUAUGAAUCAUACGAAAGAUAUGAAUGAUAUAAACAAUAUGAAUAAUGUGAACAAUAUGAACAAUGAAAAUACAUCAUUUAUGAAUAUCAUGUCAAAAACUUAUGUUGAAGAAUUAAUUAAAGAUAUUAAAAAUGUAGAUGAUAAUUUUAGUGAAUCUAACUGUAGUGAUUUUUUAUAUAUUGUAAAAAAUAUUUUAAAAAUGAAAAAUACCAGUGAUAUUGAAACUGUUAAGAAUAGAUUUGAGAAAAUAAAAAAUAUAUUAAACAUAGGAAAAAGUAUAUUUGACAAAAAAGAUAUUCUUUACGAAAUGAAUGAUCAUAAAAAGAAAGCCCAUGAACAUAUAGAUGAUAUGUAUACAAAAUUAAAUAACAUUGAACCAAUUAUUAUUUCUAUUAUAUAUAAACAAAAUUUUUGGUAUAAUAAUAUAUUAAAUAAAUCUGAAUAUGAUAGUAUUAAUUCUAUACUAAACCUUAACAUAGAUGUAGAUAAUGAAAAGAUAGAACAAGUAUAUACAGAAGUAUUAUUAUUAUUAAGUGAAGAAAUGACACAGAAUAAAGAUUUACAUUUUGCUAAAGAAAAAUUAGAAAGAUUAAAAACAAGUUAUGAUGCAGAAAUACAACGUAAAUUGCAACAAGAAAUGGAAUUAACAAAAAAGCUAGAUGAUAAAAGAAAAGCUGUACAAUUUAUUAUUGAUAGAUAUAAUGAAUAUACAUGGUUUGAUAAAAAUUCACCUAAAAAACAUUCAUUUUAUAUAUUAGGUAUUAAUCCAAGAAAUAUUACAGAAGAACAAUUAAAAUCUUUUGGUAAGAGAUUAAAACAUAUUUUACAUCCUGAUAAAGAACCAGAUACUGAAUGGAAGAAAAAAGCAGAAUCUGCUUUUAAAGAAGCUUCUUUAGCUAUCUUAGGUUGUCAACAAGAAUUUAAAACAAAAAUCUUAAAAAAUUUAGAACCUGGACCACUAGCACCAUAUUUAACACUAAUUGGUAUUGAAAGUACUACAAAUGAAUCUAAUGAAAAAGAUAAUAUAAAUAAAAAUAAAUCAUCUAAUUUAAAUGAUAAUAAUAAUAAUAAUAAUUUAAAUGGUGCAACAGCAUUUCAUCCUUAUUAUCCAACCCAAGUAUAUUAUCCUAAAUGUGAAUUAAAAUGUGUAGACCAAAAAAUUGGUACAGUACUUAUUGAUAUUAAAUGUCCUGUUCAAUUAGGUGUUAUUAAAAAAGUUAUUUUAUAUGUGCAUAGACCAAUAUAUGGUAAUGAACCCAUGAAUUUAAUACCAGAUGAUACAUAUUUAUCUUAUAAAAAAGAACAUAAUGUUAAUGUAAAAAAUUUAAAUCAAUCUAUUGAAGUUCGAGUUGAUUAUGUUCAACCGUUAGAAAUUGCGUCUUCUACAAAAUAUUAUAUAGGUAUACAAUUAAUAGCUGAAAGGGGAAAUACAAUGAUAAACUGGAAUUCUAUUAAUAUAACCUUACAUAAAUUUAGUAAUAAAAAUAUAAUAAAAAAAUUGUUAACAUCUUUUAAAAAUGCAACCUUUAUAAAUCAAGCACAAUUAAAUAAUAUUUUAGCAAAUGAAAAUAAAGACGAAAUGACGAAAUUUUUGAAUGAAUGCAUAGCAGCUGCGAAGCUAUGGGCCCAAACGGUUUAA